This is a messenger RNA of Nomia melanderi (Alkali bee), 5774 nucleotides long. The record is from RefSeq and is a predicted model, not a curated record. NCBI's taxonomy places the organism in Eukaryota, Metazoa, Arthropoda, Insecta, Hymenoptera, Halictidae.
UGUCUCUCUUCCCCUCUAUCUCACUCUCUCUCUCUCUCUAUCUCUCUCUCUGUUUCUCCCUCCCUCCGUGUGCCAUCUCCCGCGGAACGUCUCCGUCGACGUCGGCUCUCGCAGUCGUCGUUGUCCCCGCGGUGUGCCCGCGUCCUCUGGUCAGCGCGCGAUGUAAACAAAUCGGAGUAGCAGCGAACCCCUCGGGGACCGUCGAAAAUCUCCAACGGGAAUCCCCGCGGCUCGUGUCCGACCGAUUGAUCGCCGUCGCACCCAGUGUGUGUUCGUCCCGCUCUUCCGGCGUGUGGUUUCCCAGUGUGCCGCGUGUUAGCAGUGUACCCGCUCUACGCGCCUUACCCGGUUCCGCGGGUAAACAAAGAAUGUUGCGUCAAGGAGACUCGCGCGCGACGAUCCCCGCUCCCCGCGUCGCGGAGACGGCUCCCUUGACACGCCGUUAACGCGAUCGAUCCUCCCGAUUAGUCCCCGUUCGUUUCCUGAUCGCGCUCCGUUACCCGGCUCCGCCGGGUGAAUUUCGGUCCGCUCCGUUCGGGCUGCGUCGAACCCCGGGUGAAUAGAGGUCGGCCGGAGAAGAGAGGUGCAUUAUCGGUGCAGGGAAGUGUGCAAUACCCUCGUGCCUUUAUCCUGUUCGGGUAAGCAGUGAGUCACUCGUCCCGCUGUGUUCGCGUACCACGAGCGGAGCGCGCGCUUCUGGAUUAGCCGCUCCUCUCGUGCGGGUUCGACGGAACGGGAUCGCACCGCGCCGGGUCGUAUCGGUGCUCGUCGGCCCGUGCCCUGCCUGCUUGCCUGCUCGCCUGCCUGCCCCGUGUCUGCCCGCCUGCCUGCCCACGGCCGCGGUGCGAUCGUCGCGCGAAUCGACCGCGAAAAGAAUGAGAGUGUUUUUCCGCGAGAGCUCCGCGUCGCCAACGGCGGGUCGUAUUCACGGUAUUACCGGUGGUUCUGGUGCGCGCGGGCCCGCUAGCCGCUACCUUUACGCAGGAUUAUUUUCGGAUACCGCAGCGACCGCUCGGCUGAGAGCGAGAUCUUGAACGCUCGUUGCACAAAAGUCGCCGGCAAUGACGACACGUGUUCCGCGGAUCGGAAAUCGACGGGAACAUGCUAUCCGCCUUUCGUGGCAUCAUCGGGGAGCCGAGCAGUGUUAUAUUCGUGGAUGAUACUUCAGUAUUCUCGGUAGUACUCUCGGUGACAUAUGCUUUAACAUCGGUCAUGUGAAGUCAGGACAUUUGUAAUCGAUACGGGAGACUCUUAUGCUCCUGUACGUGCAUGAGUAAAUCAGUUGUUAUACGAGUUUCGUACGAUGACAAUAUCGUUAGAUCAGUAAUGGCUGAGGAAGACGUCUGAAAUGAAUCGUUUCGAGUCGUUCGACGAUGGCGUUGAAUUUGAGGGAAUUAAUCAUUGGGAUGUGGACUUUUGGAAAUUAUUAAUAUUGAGCGUGGAGCGGGACCGGCUUCGGCAGCGGGAACGACAGGCCCGCGCGGCGAUGUCGGUCCAGGCCGAACAGGCGGCUGCAGGAGGUGGUCCUGACACCAGACACCAUCACCAUGGCCACCACAACCACGCUCACCAUCACGCUAAUCCGCAUGCAGUCGCCGCACUGCUGUUCCGCGCUCCCGUCAGGGUGAACCCGGACGCCCAGGACAGCACCACGCAGCAGAUCCAAUCGAAGCUGGGCAACUAUUCCCUGGUGAAGCAUCUCCUGGACGAGCCGAAGCGUCUGAUCGGCAUAGAGGGUGUGCCGGCGAGCCCGGCCCCGUCCUCGGCCACCUCGUCCCUGCGAACGAGUUCGAGCUCGGUCGGCUCGAAUUCCAGGAGCUCGCCCUCCUCCCAAGAAUUCAAGAAACCCGGGGGGCCGAGGAGCAGCGGCUCGUCUUCCUCGUCGUCGAGCCAUCAGCGCGGCGGUUUCGUGAAGCCGGCGGACGGCAAACCGCCGCACGGGGGCAGGGGCGGCUACCCCGGCCAGCCGGUGAAGCACGGCGGCAACAGCAACGAUCAUCGCAGCCACGGUUUAUUACCCGCCAAAGGACCGCCCCCGAACUCGCCCGGGAACGGUGCGCUAGGCGGCGGCGGCGGCGGCGGCGGCGGCAAUUCGAGUAUCGGGAAUUCCGGCGGCAGCAGGCUUCACUCCGCCGCCAGCAGACUGUCCAGGUUACCUCUCGAUAACGGGACAAACUCGAGACCUGGACCCACCGAGAACUCAGCGGACCUGGAGAUCAUAAUGAAGGAAAUGACAGUGCCGCCCACGCCUCUGACGGCCAUCGCCCAGACGCCGAGGAAGGAGCUCGAGACAAAGUUCAUGUUCAAUCCCGUGCUGGUGAAGUUGACCGAGGUACCGCCGCCGGAGCCCACGAAGCCUCAACGCGAGCGGCACAGCGCCAACAGGCUAUCCGCAGAUUUGGUGAAGUCGGAUCUACUGUUGUCCGAGGACAGCGAGGAUGAAACGACCAAGGGUACGUUGUCACGGACGACAAGGGGCAGCAGGAGCCCCGACCUCACGGUCGACUUGUCGACACCCUUGAUACCAGCGAUGACGCCCGCCCCGCCGCCGUUGGCGCCCAUGUCUCCCAUGGGGCUGUCGCCGGUGGGACCGUUGUCGCCGCCGAGGCCGUUGAGCCCGGUGAGGCCGCCGACUCCUCCGAAGCAGGUGACGCCAAAACAGGCGCUGUCGCCUCCGCCGGUGAGCCCUUUGCAGUCGAAGAGCUCGCCAAGUCCCACGAUGCACCAUCAGAGGCCGCCCAGCCCGCCGGGCCAGGCGCCGCAGAGCUCCGGAAGCGCGAGCUCCAGCUCCGAUUCCGGGUCCGAGUCCGGCUCGGAGAGCAGCGACGACUCCGAGGACGAGGUCAGUCCUCCGCCCACGAAGGGACCCUCGACACCACCCUCGGUGUCGCCGAAGACCGACAAUCUGAUCGAGGAGCCGCUGCCUGCGAUAGAGGAGUCGACGCAUAACCAAACCAGGUGGAACCUCAGAUCGUUCUUCGACAAGACGGCUGCGUCCCAUGGGGAACAGAACACGGAGAACAAGCAGACGCAGGAGUGCGCCAGGCGGGAGGGUUCGCCGGCGGUGGCAGCGGACACCAGAACGCUCAGGGAGAAGACCAGCCACGACUGGAAGCUGGACGAAGCGUUCAAGAGGACGCGCACGGACCCGCUGAUCACGAUGUUGAGCGACAGCGACCAUCACUCGGACCAAGAGAAGACGCAGCCGGCCGGGGAGAGCCUCGCGCCGGAGAAACCAAAGGUGGCCGACGCCAGGAAACGCGGCCGGCCCAGAAAGCCCACGAAGAGUCCCAAAGGCGGCCACCGGACGUCCGAGGAAGGUCUGAAGAACGGGAAGCCCAGGAGCAGAACGAGACCGGUGGGCAGUCCCGUGAAGAAGAAGCAGCCGGCGUCCAGCGUGAUCCAGUCGUUCCCGCCGUUGACGUACGUGGACGGCGUGCCGAGCCUGAUGUGCAGGAUCGACCUGAGCAGGCUGCCGCACAUAUCGCAGCUGUCCAGGGGCCAGGAGUUCAGGGAGCGCACCGAGCUGCCGGACACCAGGCCGUCCUCGAAGCAGCCGUCCGCUCUGGCCGCCCAGCCGCCGCGGCCGCCCACGCCGGAAGAGGGCGAGAUCGUGGACACGCCGCCCCCGCAGCAGCUGCCAUCCGACGCGAGGAUCCACGGCGACGUGACCGUCGACGGUGACCACAAGAACCGCGCUGUGAUCAAGGGCGAACCGAUAUCGGACUCGAAGAGCGGGAUCGGCGGUGUCGUCGUCGGUGCUGGUGCUAGUGCGAGUGGUAGUGGUGCUAGUGGCGCGGGCACCGCGCCCAAGAGGAAACGUAACCCGAGUUGUAGUUCUGUGUCCAGUUUGAGUACUGUGUGUUCCGUCGAGUCGAAGGCGAAGGGCUCGGCCGAGCACAAGGAGAAGAAGAAGCGGAAGAGGAAACACGCUGACAUCGAGGCCGUCGCAUCCAGGCCGUCUUCUAGUCAGCAGAGUGGUAUACAACCAACGAACCAUGAACGGGAAGAGAAACCCGACACGAGUCUCCUGCCGCCACCGCCCCCGCCUCAACGCGUCUAUUAUUCCUACUUCAACCCUCAGAACGAAGUUUUAGAGGAUCAGGAUAGGUGGGACCAGAAUCAGUACCUGAUGGAAGCGAAACGGCUGAAGCACAGCGCCGACAAGGAGUGCGAGCUCACCGCGCAAGGUAUGCUAUACCUAGAGGCCGUUCUCUGCUUCCUGCUCACUGGCAACGCGAUGGAGUCGGAUCCCGUCACCGAGAGGGCGUCGUUCACCAUGUACAAGGAUACUCUAAGCCUCAUCAAGUACAUCUCCUCGAAGUUCAAGAGCCAGCAGAACAACUCGCCCGAGAGCAGUAUACAUAACAAGCUGGCCAUUCUAAGCCUCUUUUGCCAGUCCCUCAUAUACUUGAAGCUCUUCAAGAUGCGUAAACACGAAGUCAAAGAGACACAGAAGAUUCUGACAGACUAUCAUCAAAAGCCCGCUCAGGCGACACCUGUGCAACCGGAGGGACAAGGGACGCCAUCUCUGUCGCCCACGCCGUCGCCGGCCGGCUCCGUCGGGUCUGUCGGCAGCCAGAGUUCCGGGUACAGCAGCGGCGAACUGGCGAACCGAGGAGCUGCUUCCGGCCAGCCACAGGCAGCUCCGUAUGUCAGCGUUCCACUCGGCGUCCACAACGCUAUGGCGAAACAGAAUUACCAGUUCAGCCUGCUGCUGAGUUGUCACGAUCUAUGGGAUCAGGCGAAUGCUCUGGUUACGGACAUGCAUAGAGACUUCUUCAUCGAGCUGGAUGAAAAACUGGGACCCCUAACCCUGAAGAGCUCCCUGCGCGACUUGGUGCGCUACGUUCAGGCCGGCAUAAAGAAGCUUCGUGAUCUCUGACCACAGUGGCAUAGCCCCCGACCACCCACCCCCAAUUACAUAACUUCUCUCCCGCAGAACAUGGCGACCUAUCCGACAAUGUUCACGUAAAGAACGUCGCGACGACGGGUACCUAAAGCGCGGGGUGUCCAGCGCGGUGUUUCGUCGACGUUGCGCGCUAGAGGAGAAACUCCCUCGGCGGAGAGAGAGGGGAGCAGCAGCCGAGAGAAGUGUUCUGUCAAUUCUUCCUCGGCGGACAGAGGAAUUGUCCUCGUUGGGGUGAGCAGAAGGAAAUUCGGUGGUCACGGGGGAGCGUUCGGCCGCGGGGAGGAUCGUCGAGUGGACAUCUCGCGAGCUCGCGGCUAACGGAAAGCAGUCGAGUGUCCUCCCGUUAAGGGCUGGACGGGGUUGUUUGGCGUACUUUUCGUUCGAACGGUUAGGCAUCAACCUUAUAGUCAAUUUGGAAGCGAACUGGUCCGGCGGAGACGACGAAUAUUCGGAAAGAGGGAUGUCCCGUUGAGAUUUACUCUCGAGGAAUUCGAUUCGCGCGCCGUUCGCGCGUCGGGUAUUUUUCAAGACCAAGAGGAUCCAGUGGAGAGCGAAGCUAAGGGAUGAAGAUUUUGAUACACGUGUGUGUUCGGGACGUAGGCGCACGGGAGAUGUUGCUGGGAGCAUUCAGUCGCCGGUUACAUUUUGUAAAUUACCGAGGAUGAACCGAGGACGAACGAAGAGGAUGACGAAGAGGAAGGACGAAGAGGAUGAGCUACGGAAGAAGGAGUAAGAAGUGCCACAGAUGCGCCGUGUGUUCUCGCUUCACGGUGAGCCGCAGCCGACGUUACCUGAAGCACGAGUCUCGUCUCGGCGAUUCGAGUGCGACGAAUACACAAUGAUAUAAAUAUAUACAUAUAAU